Molecule: messenger RNA, 2650 nt
Organism: Anas platyrhynchos (mallard)
Lineage: Eukaryota; Metazoa; Chordata; Aves; Anseriformes; Anatidae
Biological process (GO): peptidyl-tyrosine dephosphorylation; negative regulation of MAPK cascade
Cellular component (GO): cytoplasm
Molecular function (GO): MAP kinase tyrosine/serine/threonine phosphatase activity; MAP kinase tyrosine phosphatase activity; protein tyrosine/threonine phosphatase activity
Source: RefSeq, a predicted model, not a curated record
CCUGGCCUUCUGCAUCAAAGCAGCCACAGCACGGCAGAGAUUUGGGCUUGUAUCACUGCAUGUGGCCUCAAAAAACAAAAGGAAAGUAAUUUGCACUGGGCAGCCUGUGGGAAGCCGUGGGCUCUGGAGGGGGAGAGCCCCAAGCAUUAAUGAAGAGCCAUUAAUAUUGAAAAGCGGUUAAUCUGCAAUUAUCCCCGGCUCCGCAGAGUGACUACGAGAGAGUUAAACAAAUACGGUGAAGCUGGAGAAGAUUAUGGAAGCUCUCGAUAGAGAUUAAUGACCUGAGCUUAACUAUAAAAAGCCACCAUGUCUGCUGUUUAAUAAAUGUUACCCGGGCUUCGCUGCGGCCGUGGUGAGGGGAGGAAUGACAGGGUUGUUUUGGGAUGGCUGUGACAAGGAGAGUGGGGCUUCUGCUGGGAAAACAGCAUCAUCUGGCUGCCCUUAAGGAAAUGGAGGAGGAAAUCAGUCACCUGAGAAAUGCUUGCAAAAGGACACUGGGUGAAUUAAACCCUCAGCCUUAAACCGAGCUGGGAGGGGCUCUGCAGAAGGGAGCAGCUCUGGGGGAGAUUUUUGGGGCAGCUGGGGACCCCGGGAGCGAGCACCCAGCUGGGCAGGCUCCGUGCUGCCCCAGAGAGAAAGAAAGUUGAUUUUAAAAAUAAAUAAAUAAAUAAAAAUGCCAAGAGCGGGAUGCUUCCCGAAACUACAUCUCCCAGGCUGCCCCGCUGCUGCUGCUCCCUGGGGUGCGAGACGGGGGUCCCGGCCCCACAGGCGCUGGCAUCGUGCCCCUGCCCACGGCUUGGCAGCAUGGAGCCCCCGGAGAAGCAGCACAAGGACCUUGUGGCCGUCAUGCUGGAGGGCAGAAAGUGCCCCCUGAAGAAGAAGGGCGUCACAGGCCGAAUCAUGGAGCACCUCCAGAGGACCUUGCAGAGGCCCAUCUCCUGGCGGCUGUCUUCUCCCGUGGCUCUCCCGCGGUGUUGCACAGGCUCUUGCCCAAACCUGAUGACGAGUAACAGUGAGGCACGAGGAGAGAAGCCCGGGGAGGUGGUGUCUGCAGCCCCGCAGCCUGGCAGGACACCCCGGUCACCCCGCUGGUCACCAUCAGCAGGAAGGGAUGGCCCCAACCAGGGCUGGCGGAGUGGUCUGGGGGUCCAGGUGGAGGAGGCUGACAGCAGACCAGCCCACAGUGUGGGCUCCCUGGUGCUGGCAUCCCUUCCUUGUGCCCUCAGACCCAGCCCCUCCCCUCCUUCUCUUCUGCCUCAUCCAUCGCCCUCCCCUCCCGAGGCCAAGCUUGCCAGCCGCUUCCCCCUCUUCUCACCGCUGUCACAGGGCUCUGGGCCUGGCUCCAUCCCUCUGCCCUGCUCUGGCCCCAAGAAACCUCACAGAGGGAGCUGGAAGAAGAAGAACCCGCAUCCCGAAGAGCACCCUGGCCCCAGCCCAGAGGAGCCUGCACAUUUCCCCUUCGCAGGACCCAUCAUUGCCCGGAUAACCGACUGCAUCUACCUGGGGAACCUCAACGCUGCCUACAGUGGGCGGGUGCUGUGCACGAAUGGCAUCGACAGCAUCAUCGACGUGAGCUCCCUGCCCAGGGACCGCAGCCUGAGCAUCAUCCCCUGCACCUGCGGCCGGGCAGGCUUCAGGCACAGCUGGCCGCGGCUCAGGGUUGACAUCAGGGCUUCCCUGCAUGGGGGCCAUCACGAAAUAGGGCAGCCCUGCUUCCUGGACAUCAACGAGUGCAUCAAAGCCUCGGUGGAGAAAGGGAAGCGUGUCCUCAUCCACUGCAGGGAUGGUUACUCUUUAGGUCCUACUUGUGUCAUCCAGUACCUGAUGGUCAAGCACAGCAUGGGACUGCUGGCAGCCUACGGGUUUGUGAGGGCACGGUACCCGCUGAACAUCCAGGAGUGCCAUCAGGACCUGCUGGUGGCUUUGGAGAUGUCCCUGCAGCCUGGCACUGCCAGCUUGGCGUGCCUGAAGCACUCCCUGUCGAGGAAGAUGGCGUGGAGCUAAAUGGGAUAUGGUGGCUGUGCUGUUUGCCAGCAGCCCCACAGGAGAAGAGCCAAAAGGAAAAUAAAAUGAACCCCAUCUCAUGGGGAAAGAGAAAACCGUAGCUGUCGGGUGUGUAGGACAGUGAUGGCACAAGAUGCAAAGGUGAUGGCUUUGCUUUGCAGCAGCUCCUAGGGGCUGGUGUUGACAGACAUAAAGCUUGGGGAGCUCCUGGGGACAUGCCAGAGAGAGAGGGGAUGUCCUGGGCAGGGUGGGAGCUACAUGAGGAAGCUUCCUCAGUCACGCUGCAGAGCUUUUACAAUCAACACUACUGCUGUUGGGCUGCUAUUUUUUUUUAUUUUUUUUUUUUAAUUUUUUCCCCUGAUAAUAUCAUCCUUGGAAACAAGGCCUAAGGUCUCCUGGUGUCGUGCUGGACAAGUCACCGCAUGGCCCCUGCCCACUUGAUGCUACCAGGGUGCUGAAGAGGAGAAAACCCAGCUCCUUGGGCAUGGGGACCUCUUGAACCCACCACCCUCUGGCUUUGAUCUCUCAUCCAAGAGCUGCUGUCUGGCAGGCCAGCAGGGGCCAGGAUGGGUGUAGUUCUGUGGGGGGCUGAAGAAAAUGGCUGCAGACACUUUGGAAAGAAUAAUAAAAUGUUGGUUUAACUUUA